AUGCUCUUCCGCACCGUUACUCUUGCCCUCCUCGCCUCGCUGGUGGCCGCCGCCCCGACUCCUGAAGCCGCUCCCGCCCCGGACGCCGCCCCAGCCCCGGAGACUCCCCCGACCAGCGUCUUCGAACGUUCGGAACUCGUAGAGUCUGAGGGCCGCCCCGUUGGCCAGAUCCGGCGCUCAGUGAGCCACGACGGCGAUGCCCAGCACCUCCAGGCCCGCGCGGAGAAAGAUCUCGUGAACAAGCCCGUCCCUGGCGGCGUCACGAUCCGCUGCUUCAGAGGGACAGAUUGCAAAGACGAAUAUGACCUACGGAGUCCACUUCUAUGCGCCCGAAACGAACGCUCAAGCUGCAGCUUCGACACGUGGGGCGGUUUCGAGGGCACCUUUGGAAUCACCAUCCCCAAGGGUGAGAAGUAUGACGGGUGGGACGGUGACAACUGGACGCCUUAUUGGGAUGAGAUCAGCCCCGUCAUCAAAUCAGCUGGCCGGGGAAGCCAGUGUGUCAACCAGAGCGGCAGGACCAAGGGCAACUCGGGCAACGUGAUCCAGAAGCAGGGCCGCGUUAUCUACACCAGUUCAGACCGGCGUUAG
Messenger RNA from Vanrija pseudolonga, 591 nucleotides. RefSeq lists its product as uncharacterized. The transcript is spliced from 2 exons. The record is from RefSeq and is a predicted model, not a curated record. Lineage: Eukaryota; Fungi; Basidiomycota; Tremellomycetes; Trichosporonales; Trichosporonaceae. The coding region runs from base 1 to 591 and encodes 196 amino acids.